AUGGCACCAAUGCUCAAAUUCACUGUGCAAGUCAGCAAACCAGAACUGAUUCGACCAGAGAAACCAACCCCGAGAGAAUUCAAAUAUUUGUCCAACAUUGAUGACCAAAAAGGCCUAAGAAACCACAUACCUUUUGGCUCUUGUUUACUACUACCCCAUGGCCGGGCGACUCCGGCAUGCUAUAAGGGCAAGCUCGUUGUGGACUGUUGUGGUGAGGGAGUGAUUUUUCGUGAAGGCAAUGCUGAUAUCAAAUUGGCACAGCUGCGUGAAGCUGAUGGUGGACUGAAGCCACCAUUUCCUCAAUGGGAGAGUUUGCUUGUUGAUGAUUUGUGGGGAAGUGUUCUUAUCACUGAUUCACCUUUGCUUCGCAUGCAGGUCACAAGACUUGCAUGCGGAGGCUUUGUCUUGGCAUACACAUUGAACCACUGCAUCUGUGAUGCCUAUGGCGCCUGCAUCUUGAUAAAAGCCAUUUCAGAAUUCUGCUUAAACCCAACUCAAGUAGCUCCUUCAUUGUUAUCAGCUUGGGGAAGACAAGCCCUCCACCCAAGGUCACCUCCCACCAUCUCCUUCCCCCACCAUGAAUAUGACGUCACAUCAUCAUCCCCUCAUGAUCCUGAAGAUCCUACCGCUGCCUACAACGAAACCGACUUCAAGUCUCUUGCUCAAACUUCAGUCUUCCUCUCUCAGGCCGACAUAUCAUCUCUCAAGAACCAAACUUACUCCCAGAAAAGCCCCGCCUUCCACGCAAUAGCGGGGUGUCUGUGGAGGGCAAGGACUAGAACCCUAAUGAGCCCUCAGUCCACCACGAGGCUUCUCUUCCCUAUCGACACCCGCUUUCGGUCCAUCCCUUCCCUCCCUGAAGGCUACUACGGAAGCGCUGUCGUGUUUGCCUGCGCCAUUGCCAACGCAGGCGAACUAGUGGACAGCCCGUUACAAUAUGCUUCAAACUUGAUAUCACAAGUGAAGAAGGUCGUCACUGAAAAUGAGUAUAGAGCCUCGAUGCUAGACUUCAUCGAGAUGAACCGGCGCAGAGAGUUAGUUGCGGAUGGGGGGUUUGCGGUUUCGGAUAUGAGCAAAUUGAGGUUUGUUGAUUUGGAUUUUGGGUGGGGAAAAGGUGUGUAUGGUGGACCAGGAAGAGCUGGAACUGGGCUUGUUCCUGGGAUGGUGACUUCAGUUAUUGGGCACAAAAAUGAGGAGGGUGUUGAAGGGGUUUUGGCUCUGGUUUCACUGCCUGCGGAGUAUGUAGGGAAGUUUCGUAAGGAGGUAAGGAAAGAGAUCGACUGUGGUAAUUCUUAUGCCAAACAUAUUUCUGCACUGUAG
Messenger RNA from Prunus armeniaca (apricot), 1320 nucleotides. NCBI's taxonomy places the organism in Eukaryota, Viridiplantae, Streptophyta, Magnoliopsida, Rosales, Rosaceae. The record is from the annotation of a GenBank genome assembly.